GGAGGCGGGGUUAGAGUGGGAGGGGGUAUGGGCGGGCCUCCGUCCCUGGUUCCGGGAUUUGAACGGUGGCCUCAGAGGAAAGAAAGCUUGUAGGUAUCCGAAACGUAGGGGUACACGCGAAAGGAUGAAAGAGCGUAGAAGCCUGGGAGUUUAUAAACCCUAGAUUUCGACUGCGCAGAUGUGGAAACUGAAGCUCAAAGAUGUCAAAACUUUGGUUGCUCCACAGUGUUUCCAUAUUUACAUCUGAAGGACAUCACCAUCCACAGGGAAUCCUUCUGUUUGGACUUUGCAGUAGACAUCUUCAGUGACACUGGCAAAUACCUUUGGUAAAUCGAGGAAUUUGUUAACUUUGUAAUGGCCACUUCACAAGCUUCACGAACAGUAGCAUCACAGGUGCCUUUUGCAGAUUUGUGUUCAACUUUAGAACGAAUACAAAAAAGUAAAUCCCGUCCAGAAAAAAUCAAAUACCUCAAGGAAUUUUUAGAUUCAUGGCGGAAGUUUCAUGAUGCUCUUCAUAAAAAUGAAAAAGGAGUCACAGACUCUUUUUAUCCAGCCAUGAGACUUAUUCUUCCACAACUGGAACGAGAGAGGAUGGCCUAUGGAAUUAAAGAAACUAUGUUUGCUAAGCUUUAUAUUGAGUUGCUUAAUUUACCAAAAGAAGGAAGAGAUGCUCAGAAACUUUUAAACUACAGAACACCAACUGGAACUCGUGGAGAUGCUGGAGACUUUUCAAUGAUUGCAUACUUUGUGUUGAAGCCCCGGUGUCCAAAGCAAGGGAGCUUAACCAUACAGCAAGUCAACGAUGUUUUAGACCUGAUUGCUAGCAACAAUUCAGCCAGAAGAAAGGAUCUGGUGAAGAAGAACCUUCUUCAACUCAUAACUCAGAGUUCAGCUCUUGAACAGAAGUGGCUUAUCCGAAUGAUUAUAAAGGACUUAAAACUGGGUUUUAGCCAACAAACUAUAUUUUCUCUUUUUCACAGAGAUGCUGUCGAGUUGCAUGGUGUUACGACUGAUCUAGAAAAAGUCUGCAGGGAACUUCAUGAUCCUUCAGUUGGACUCAGUGAUAUUUCAAUCACAUUAUUUUCUGCUUUUAAACCAAUGCUGGCUGCUGUGGCAGAUAUUCAGCGGGUCGAAAAGGACAUGAAACACCAGAGUUUCUACAUAGAGACAAAACUAGAUGGUGAGCGUAUGCAAAUGCAUAAAGAUGGAGAUGUGUAUCAGUUCUUUUCUCGAAAUGGUUACGAUUACACUGAACAGUUUGGUGACUCCUCACUUAAAGGUUCUUUAACACCAUUUAUUCAUAAUGCUUUCAAAACCAACAUACAAAACUGUAUUCUUGAUGGUGAGAUGAUGGCGUAUAAUCCCAACACACAAACAUUCAUGCAGAAAGGAAAUAAGUUUGAUAUUAAGAGAAUGGUAGAGGAUUCUGAACUACAGACAUGUUACUGUGUUUUUGACGUGUUGAUGGUCAAUAAUAAAAAACUGGGGCAUGAAACUCUGAGGAAAAGGUAUGAAAUUAUUGAUAGUGUUUUUACACCAAUAAAAGGUAGACUAGAAGUGGUACAGAAAACAGAAGCUAACACUAAAAAAGAAGUCAUUGAUGCCUUAAAUGAAGCAAUAGAUAAACGUGAGGAGGGAAUCAUGGUUAAAAAUCCACUUUCCAUUUACAAGCCAGAUAAACGUGGUGAAGGAUGGUUAAAAAUUAAGCCAGAGUAUAUAAAUGAGUUAAUGGACGAACUGGACAUUUUAAUUAUUGGUGGUUAUUGGGGUAAAGGUUCUCGAGGAGGAAUGAUGUCUCAUUUUUUGUGUGCAGUAGCAGAAACACCCCCUCCUGGUGAAAAGCCAUCUGUGUUUCAUACUCUUUGUCGUGUUGGUUCUGGAUACACUAUGAAAGAAUUGUAUGAUCUUGGUUUGAAAUUAUCCAAACACUGGAAACCAUUUCAUAAAAGAGCACCACCAAAUAGCAUCUUAUGUGGUACAGAGAAACCAGAAGUUUACAUUGAGCCUUGUAAUUCUGUCAUUGUUCAGAUUAAAGCAGCAGAAAUUGUCAGCAGUGAUAUGUAUAAAACUGAUUGUACUCUACGAUUCCCUCGAAUUGAAAAGAUAAGAGAAGAUAAAGAGUGGUAUGAGUGUAUGACUCUGGAUGAAUUAGAAAACCUUAGAGGGAAAGCAUCUGGAAAGCUUGCUUCUAAGCACCUUUAUAUAGGUGGUGAUGAUGAAGAACCACAGGAAAAAAAACGAAAAGCUUUGAAGGUUAAGAAAGCUAUUGGAAUCAUUGAGCACUUAAAAGCUCCUGAUCUUUCUAACAUAAACAAAAUUUCUAAUGUAUUUGAAGAUGUAGAAUUUUGUGUUAUGACUGGGACAGACAGCCAUUCAAAACCGGAUCUCGAGAAUCGCAUAGCAGAAUUGGGUGGUUAUAUUGUACAGAACCCUGGCCCAGACACAUAUUGUGUAGUUGCAGGUACUGAGAAUGUGAGAGUGAAAAAUAUCAUCUCUUCAAAUAAGCAUGAUGUUGUAAAGGCAGAGUGGCUCUUAGAGUGUUUUAAGGCCAAAGAAUGCAUUCCAUGGCAGCCUCGCUUUAUGAUUCACAUGUGUCCAUCCACAAAACAACAUUUUGCCCGUGAGUAUGAUUGCUAUGGUGACAGUUACUUUGCUGAUACUGAUUUGGUACAACUGAAGGAAGUAUUCUCAAGAAUUAAAAAUGUGAAGGAAAAUAGUCCUAAAGGAAUGUCUUCAGUAAUUGCAGAUUUAGAAUAUCGUUAUUCCUGGGACAGCUGCCCUCUCAGUAUGUUCCGACAGUGUGUCAUAUAUGUGGAUGUAUAUGCUGUUAUUAAUGACCUCACUACCCAAAUCCAGGGAAGCAGGCUAUCCAUUAAAGCCCUGGAGUUGCGGUUUCAUGGAGCAAAAGUCAUUUCAUGUUUAGAAGAAGGAGUGUCCCAUGUAAUCAUUGGGGAGGAUCACAGUCGUGUUGAGGAAUUUAAAGCUUUUCGUAGAACUCUUAAGAAAAAGUAUAAAAUUCUACAAGAACUUUGGGUAACUGAUUCUUUGAAAAAGGGUGAGUUGCAGGAAGAAAAGCAUUACUUGAUAUGAAACUAGCUUUCCUGAUAAGCAAAGCCCUUCGUUUUGCCCAAGAGGACUCACUGAAGUGGGUAGCUAGCGCAUCUUUAAUGUUUAUGAGUUCAAAACCUGUGCUUACAAAGCAUUAUUAGGUGUAGCAAAGCAAUUUUAAUUUUCAGAAAUUGAAAGGAAAUUGGAUAAUUAAAAGCUGAAGGACUAAAUAUCUUUUCAGCAAAUUAACACUUGAUGAUUUUUAUGGUCAAGAGAAAAUAAUUACUGUUUGUGAAGCAAAGGUGAUUACAGAACAUAGCUCAAGAGAAUUAGAAAUUUCAAUGAAGUGGCAGUAAAAUACAUUUUCAAACAUUUGAAAUAAUUAAAAUGACCCAUUUUAAUAAUAGCUGCUAAGUAAAGGACAUAUCUUUUUUUAUUGGUGCUUUUAAAUACACUGCUUUGGAACUAGCCUGUAUCUCACACAUGAAGGAAUCUAAUUCUACAGAUCUUCCUAAUUCUAAGUUCAUGGUCAUAGACUCUUCCUUACAAUAAGAGAGUAAUAUAUACUACAAGUGUUAAUUUUAAGUUGAUGGUAAGGUACAUUAAUAAAUUGGCAAUAAGGUCUUCAGGUAGAGUAGGAUAAGUUGAACUAGACUUAUUAUUUUGGAUAAUUAAAGUUGGGAUCUAUAUAAUAAAAUUAGGCAUCUUUAAUUUUAAACAAAAGUUAUGUUUCAUAUGUUUUUAAGAAGAUAGUUUUAUCUGCAUCUUGGAUCCAAAAUUGUACACACAGAUUGGCUCUUCUAGAAUUAAUCAAAUGAAAAACUCUUGUAACUUAUACUUUAUAGAGAAAUAAGCUAUUGUAUGUGUCAUUCUGUUUUAAAAACAUUCAUAUUUAAAAUACAUGAAGGGAGAAUUAUUUAUAUUAAAUUAUAUUUUCAGUCUUUGGAGAAUGAAUACUGUUUUUAAUAUUUUGAAUAUUGUUUUGCAAAGCCCGCUUUCCCAUCACAAGACAGAAAUGCAGUUUAAAAAUCAGUACAGUUGGUAAUGAUAGGUGUCUCAUAAGUAUUUUAGAAAUGAUGAGAAUAAACUGUGUGUUUUUGUUGUAUUUAUUUAAAUAAAAUAU
Vombatus ursinus (common wombat) is the source of this 4171-nucleotide messenger RNA. Its product is annotated as DNA ligase 4. The transcript has 4 exons. Gene Ontology annotation, biological process: nucleotide-excision repair, DNA gap filling; double-strand break repair via nonhomologous end joining; DNA biosynthetic process. Gene Ontology annotation, molecular function: ATP binding; DNA ligase (ATP) activity; DNA binding. Bases 355 to 3090 code for a protein of 911 amino acids. Lineage: Eukaryota; Metazoa; Chordata; Mammalia; Diprotodontia; Vombatidae. The record is from RefSeq and is a predicted model, not a curated record. Gene Ontology annotation, cellular component: DNA-dependent protein kinase-DNA ligase 4 complex; DNA ligase IV complex.